AUGGAGGACAAGCCCUCGACCCUCAGCUCCUCCUCCCCCACCUCCGCCGGCCACACCGCCAGAACCACCCAGGAGCUCGCCGUCGAGGGCCAGAAGUACCUCGAGGAGACCAUCGGAGCCGCCUUCCUGAUCCUCUCCGCCAUGAACGACGAGCUCUGCAACCCCUCCCUCUGGUCCACCACCGCUCCACAUCAUCCUCCCCCGGCCACGGUGAGCAACGGCCACCAAUCGAACGGUGACGUGCUUUCGGACUCCUCCUCCGCGUCCUCGGCGGCCCACUCGUCCCACCCUCAGCAUCUCCUCCAUAACAGCUCCGACGUCGGAGGUGGGGCCCUCGACGAAGCUAGAUUGAGGUAUAGGUCCUCCGUCUCGUCCCUGAGGUCUGUCCUUGCCGCAAUCUCGAAUGCCCAGAAGGCAGCAAUCGAGGCGGGCUCGUCAAGUACCUCAGCAUCUCCGGAUGAUGAAAUGGAAACUGAGCAGCUUGAAGAGCAGGCUGCCAUCUUAAGAGAGAAGCUUGCGGAUAAGAACAAACAUCUCAAAGGUCUGAUAGAUCAGCUUCGCGAUCUCCUGGCUGAUAUAUCCACAUGGCAAAGUCCUUGUACAGUCUGA
Molecule: messenger RNA, 609 nt
Organism: Striga hermonthica
Lineage: Eukaryota; Viridiplantae; Streptophyta; Magnoliopsida; Lamiales; Orobanchaceae
Source: the annotation of a GenBank genome assembly